CUAAGGCCAAAGCAGAAUAAGGCACAUGCACGGAACGGCGGGAUGAUGAUAUCAGAAUAUGUCUAAAUAACAAUAAACCUGUGACCAAUAUAUUUCUUAAAUAUUGAACAUUGAAAUGUUGAAUAUUUUAUUUUUACGAUUUUCAAACAAGAUUAUUAGUUGAAGUAAAUAAGCCUCAUUUUUGUAGUUUUCACCCACUUCAGAAUCGUAAAAGCAACCAUUUACCAUGCAAAGUGUCAUAAAUUCAGUUAAAGGAACUGCUCUUGGUGUUGCAGAAUAUUUAACUCCAAUAUUAAAGGAAAGCAAGUUCAAAGAAACUGGAGUUUUAACGCCGGAAGAGUUUGUCGCUGCAGGAGAACAUCUUGUUCAUCACUGUCCAACCUGGCAAUGGGCUGUAGGUGAUGUAGAUAGAACUAAAUCAUAUUUACCAAAGGAUAAGCAAUUUUUACUUACUCGUAAUGUACCCUGCAGUCGUCGAUGUAAACAGAUUGAGUACUGUGAUGAAUUGGAACAAAUUAUAGAAAUUGAUGAUCUGGAAGGAGGUUGGGUGGAUACUCAUCACUAUGAUCCAAGUCUUGGAGGAAUUGAUGAAAAGGUUACGGAUAUGGCAUUAGAAGAAACACCGCAACCUUCUUCUUCAAGAAUUGAUCUUGACACUGAUGAAGAUGAUGAAGAAGCAGCCGAUAUGGAAGCAUUCGAAGUUAGUGGAAUGCUUGAUGAUCAAGAUAAGUACACUGAAGGAGUUGAAAAAUCCACAAGAGAGGUCAGAGAUUCUUUUCCGGAAGGGGAAAUUAUACAUACCAGAACUUACGACUUGCACAUCACCUACGAUAAAUAUUAUCAAACUCCUAGGCUGUGGUUAUUUGGUUACGAUGAGAAUCGAAAACCGCUCAGUGUAGAACAAAUGUACGAAGAUGUGAGUCAAGACCACGCAAGAAAAACUGUUACAAUGGAAAUUCAUCCACACAUUCCAGGACCACCUAUGGCAUCUGUACAUCCUUGCAGGCAUGCAGAAGUGAUGAAGAAAAUUAUAGAAACAGUAAUGGAAGGAGGAAGGGAACUUGGCGUCCACAUGUAUUUAAUAAUAUUUCUUAAAUUUGUCCAAUCUGUUAUUCCUACAAUUGAAUACGACUAUACUCAGAAUUUUAUGUUACCUACCUCAUCCUAAAAAUGUAGAUGCUAAUAGAAAACUUACUUGCAAAUUACAAUAAUAUAAAUAGUGUUAUUAAAUUUUGUUAUUUUAAAGAAAAUUUUAUUAAAUUCCAAAAUUUUACUAAUGAAUUUAAAAACUUUUUUUUUCCUUAUGCAUGCAAGACUUAUCUACUUACAGUAAUAUGUAUAAGUUAGUCACAGUCAUGUAAUAGAAUUAGUAAUUAUCAUAUUCAUGAUUUCAUUAAUAAAUAAAGGUAAGGCCCUCUCUCUGUCACAUAUUUUACAUGUAGACGCAAAGUUCGUAAACAAUUUUUUAAGAGCAUGAUUAACACCAGCUUCAAAGCCAUUGCUCUCUUAUUCAUUUUUAUAUUAAUGAAAAAUAAUGUUAAUUGUAAGCGACUGUAUAGUCAAAAAAAAAAAUUAUUUUUAAAGUAAUGUUUGUUGUUUUGUAAAGAAAUUUUUUUAAAUGUGAAAAUCAAAUAUUAUGUGUACUACUCAGCUUAUAAAUAAAUAAUAUAAAAAUCA
Leptopilina heterotoma is the source of this 1677-nucleotide messenger RNA. It is a transcript of the gene Atg3, whose product is annotated as ubiquitin-like-conjugating enzyme ATG3. Lineage: Eukaryota; Metazoa; Arthropoda; Insecta; Hymenoptera; Figitidae. Gene Ontology annotation, molecular function: Atg8-family ligase activity. Gene Ontology annotation, biological process: autophagy of mitochondrion; nucleophagy; autophagosome assembly. Gene Ontology annotation, cellular component: cytosol; cytoplasmic ubiquitin ligase complex. Bases 227 to 1168 code for a protein of 313 amino acids. The record is from RefSeq and is a predicted model, not a curated record. The transcript is spliced from 6 exons.